UCUGUAUGUCCAGCUGAGCAUGCCCAGUGCAAUGCAGUUCUCCUGUCCUACAGAGAAGCAGUAAUAGAAACAUUCUUGAAGAGAAACAGAAGGCAAAAGAGCAAGAAAAGAAAAUACUGGUGCUGGCAAAUCUAUAGUUUUUGAAAAUACGAAAUGCAGAGCACUGGAUCCUCAGUUUUAUCCAAGUAUGAAAACCAGAUUACUAUUUUCACUGACUACCUAGAAGAAUAUCCAGAUACAGAUGAGCUGGUAUGGAUCUUAGGGAAGCAGCAUCUCCUUAAAACAGAAAAAUCUAAGCUGUUGUCUGAUAUAAGUGCUCGUCUAUGGUUUACAUACAGAAGGAAAUUUUCACCAAUUGGGGGAACGGGCCCUUCAUCAGAUGCUGGUUGGGGAUGUAUGCUACGCUGUGGACAGAUGAUGCUGGCUCAAGCCCUUAUCUGUAGACACUUGGGAAGGGACUGGAGCUGGGAGAAACAAAAAGAACAACCCAAAGAAUACCAACGCAUCCUACAGUGCUUCUUAGAUAGAAAAGAUUGUUGCUACUCUAUCCAUCAAAUGGCACAAAUGGGUGUAGGAGAAGGGAAAUCAAUUGGAGAAUGGUUUGGACCAAAUACAGUUGCACAGGUGUUAAAAAAACUUGCUUUAUUUGAUGAAUGGAAUUCCUUGGCUGUUUAUGUUUCAAUGGAUAACACAGUGGUCAUUGAAGAUAUCAAAAAAAUGUGCCGUGUCCUUCCCUUGAGUGCUGACACAGCUGGUGACAGGCCUCCCGAUUCUUUGAUUGCUUCAAACCAGAGUAAGGGCAUUUCUGCCCACUGCCCAGCCUGGAAGCCCCUGCUGCUCAUUGUGCCCCUUCGCCUGGGCAUAAACCAAAUCAAUCCUGUCUAUGUUGAUGCAUUCAAAGAGUGUUUUAAGAUGCCACAGUCUUUAGGGGCAUUAGGAGGAAAACCAAAUAACGCGUAUUAUUUCAUAGGAUUCUUAGGUGACGAGCUCAUCUUCUUGGACCCUCACACAACCCAGACCUUUGUCGACACUGAAGAGAAUGGAACGGUUAAUGACCAGACUUUCCAUUGCCUGCAGUCCCCACAGCGAAUGAACAUCCUGAACCUGGAUCCUUCAGUUGCACUGGGAUUUUUCUGCAAAGAAGAAAAAGACUUUGAUAACUGGUGUAGCCUUGUUCAGAAGGAAAUUCUGAAGGAGAAUUUAAGGAUGUUUGAAUUAGUUCAGAAACAUCCAUCACACUGGCCUCCCUUUGUACCUCCAGCCAAGCCAGAAGUGACAACCACUGGGGCAGAAUUCAUUGACUCUACUGAGCAACUGGAGGAGUUUGAUCUGGAGGAAGAUUUUGAGAUUCUGAGUGUGUAGAAUCCUGGGAACUCAACUUGAAGGUCUGUCUUCCAUCUGGCACCAUAAAAACAUGAACUUAUUACAUAAAACUUUUCUAGUCAGCAAGUGCCUAUAUGCCAAUAGCAUACAAACUCAAUAGCAAUCAUGACUGAGCCAAUCACUGUUUCUCAGAAAAACAAGACAAAACAAAUGACAGUAACCCUUCCCCGGAAAGAAAUAGAACAACCAUGGAGCCUCGGAGCAGACGGAUGAGGAGGAGUUCAUUGCUUCCCAGCUUGUCUUACAUGGCUACAGCAAGUCUUCAGCUGCUGCAAUGAGGAAAUGGGCAUCUGGAACACAGACAGCAACUCUCAGCUUGCUUCAAGCACCAGCAGAUAAAAGAUGGUUAAGCUGUUCUUCAUCCUUUCAGAUGUGACCUCUUUUGGACUAAAUACUAAGAAGCACUCUGUUCUCUUGCUCAAAUAAUAAAGUGACUGAAUCAGGGAGGAAAAGGUUCUUGUUAAAUUAUUCGAUUGUGUAGUUUAAGUAAUUAUAAUUUAUAUCAAAAUGUUUGUCAAAGAAGCAAUGUCAAAUGUACACUGCUAGAUCUCCCUCCUAUUUGUGGGAAUCUUACUAUUUAAUGGGUCACCGUCCCCAUUCUUACUGAUACUUUUGUCAGAUGUCACCCUGUCCUUAAAUCAUGAUCACUUAAAUCAGGGGUCAGCAAACUUUUUCUGUAAAGGGCCAGACGGUAAAUACUUUGGGCUUUGCAGGCCAUGCGGCCUUUGUCACAUCUACUCAACUCUGCUGUUGACAUGCAAAAGCAGCGAUAGACAAUAUGCACGUAAAUGAGUGUGGCUGUAAUCCAAGAAAACUUUAUUUACAAAAACAGGUGGAGGGCUGGGUUUGGCCUGCAGGCUGUAGCUUGCCAAUCAGUGACUUAAAUUGUUGAUUUUUGUUUGGUAAAUUAAAAAUAAAUUGUGUUUGAAGUAUACCCUA
This is a messenger RNA of Piliocolobus tephrosceles (Ugandan red Colobus), 2322 nucleotides long. It is a transcript of the gene ATG4A, whose product is annotated as autophagy related 4A cysteine peptidase. Bases 154 to 1362 code for a protein of 402 amino acids. Lineage: Eukaryota; Metazoa; Chordata; Mammalia; Primates; Cercopithecidae. Gene Ontology annotation, biological process: piecemeal microautophagy of the nucleus; C-terminal protein lipidation; mitophagy. Gene Ontology annotation, molecular function: cysteine-type endopeptidase activity; protein-phosphatidylethanolamide deconjugating activity. The transcript is spliced from 13 exons. The record is from RefSeq and is a predicted model, not a curated record. Gene Ontology annotation, cellular component: cytoplasm.